This is a messenger RNA of Petromyzon marinus (sea lamprey), 4920 nucleotides long. RefSeq names its product NPC1 like intracellular cholesterol transporter 1 (gene NPC1L1). Gene Ontology annotation, molecular function: lipid carrier activity; cholesterol binding. Gene Ontology annotation, biological process: intestinal cholesterol absorption; cholesterol homeostasis; sterol transport. The record is from RefSeq and is a predicted model, not a curated record. NCBI's taxonomy places the organism in Eukaryota, Metazoa, Chordata, Hyperoartia, Petromyzontiformes, Petromyzontidae. Gene Ontology annotation, cellular component: plasma membrane.
CGCAUAGCCGUGCGCGUUGUGUGCGCCGACUAACCACACACAAGGCACACUGGGAGGGCAACACCACAGACGUCCGUCACCCCCACGAGCAACCAGCGGCUGACUGCAUUGGAAGAAGCAAGCUCUACUACGAAUCAUCAUCGUGCCGUUGUUGAGGUUUCGGUCGGUUGUAAUUGUCGAGUGAACGUGCUGAGUUUGGGUGAAUGGCCAAGGGGGACUCGGACUUUGAGUGAAGUCUCUUAAAGAUUCUCCCAUCAGCGGUGGAAGACGUCGCCAGCAAACGCCAUCACGAUGGGGUACGGCAGGGCACUGCUGAUGCUCGCCUUUGCGCAGGUGGCGGUGGGCACCAUCCACCAGGCCGGCUACUGCGUCGCCAAGCACGAGUGCGGCCUCAACCCGAACGUCCAGUCGGGCCUCUUGCCGGCGCGGGUGCCGUGCGUGAACAACAGCGAGGCGGAGCCUCUCUCGGGCUUUGCGCUGGAACUUCUGCGCGACCUCUGCCCCAUGCUCUACAAGGGCGAGGGCAAUACGACGGCGUGCUGUGGCAACGACCAGCUGGUCUCGCUCAAGAACAGCAUGGACCUGUCGGUACCCAUCCUGGCCAGGUGCCCGUCGUGCCUCUACAACUUCCGCCUCCUCCACUGCACCAACAUCUGCAGCCCCGACCAGAGCCUCUACGUGAACGUGACGCGCACCUUCGAGACGGUCGUCGACGGCGUCAACAAGACGGGCGUGCUCGCCUUCAACUGCCUGUACACCCGCCGGCUCGCCGAGGAGGCGUUCGAGUCGUGCCAGUCGGUCGCCAUCCCGGCCACGGGCGGAUUCGCCAUCGACGCCAUGUGCGGCGUUUUCGGCAGCACGCUGUGCACCGCGCAGCGCUGGCUCGACUUCCAGGGCGACAUCAGCAACGGGCUGGCGCCCAUCGACAUCGUCUUCGACCUCAUACCCGACGGCGAGACGGCGCCGCAGGAGAGCCAGGGCAUGCGGCAGUUCAACGACACCACCUUCAAGUGCACGGAGGCCGUCGAAGUGGACGGCCCCGCCUGCUCGUGCCAGGACUGCGUCAAGGCCUGCCCCUCGGUGCCGCCGCCGCCUGACCCGCCGGGGCCCUGGAUGUUCGGCCGGCUGGACGCGCCGCUGGCGAUCGGCCUCGUGGUGUUCGCGGGCCUCACGCUUCUGUUCACGGUGUUCGCGGCGCUCUCGCACCUGCUGGGGAGAGGGAGGUCGAAAGGCGGCGGCGGCGGCACGUCGGAUGACGAUCUGCCGCCGGUGGACGCCGCGGACGUCACCUGCUUGGAGAAGUUGGGCGAGAACACGCAGGGCCUCCUGGCGGCGGCGUUCCGUCGCUGGGGCGUGCUCGUGGCGCACAACCCCAUCCCCGUGAUCAUCGCCAGCGUGGUGGUGGUGGCCGCCCUCAGCGUGGGCCUCGUCUUCAUCGAGCUCACCACGGACCCCGUGGAGCUGUGGUCGUCCCCGAGCAGCCGGGCGCGGCAGGAGAAGGAGUUCCACGACGCCAACUUCGGCCCCUUCUUCAGGACCAACCAGCUCAUCCUGCGCAGCAAGGGCGGCAAGGGCUCCCUGUACAAAUCGGUGCUCUUCGGCACUCAGAACUUCAGCAGCACCCUCCAGCUGAACCUCCUGCUGGAGCUGCUCGAGCUGCAGACGCAGCUGCAGGACAUCGAGGUGGACGUGAACGGCACGGCCGUGAGCCUCAAGGACAUAUGCUUCGCGCCGCUCAGCCCCGAGCAGCCCAAGGACACGGACUGCGCGGUCAACAGCCUCCUGCAGUACUUCCAGAACAACAGGACGAGGCUGCUGGCCACGGCGGAGCAGAAGGGGGACGGUGGGCAGAUGGGCACCGCGGACUGGCAUGACCACUUCAUGUACUGCAUCAGGUCUCCCCUCUCCUUCAAGGACGUCACGGCUCUGGAGUUGAGCUGCAUGGCCGAUUACGGGGCCCCCGUCUUCCCGUUCCUGGCCGUGGGCGGCUACCACGACGAGCGCUUCACGGAGUCCGAGGCGCUCAUCCUCACCUUCUCCACCAACAACUUCGCCCGCGACCACCCCAAGUUCGAGUUCGUGCUGGCGUGGGAGGCCGAGUUCAUCCGCAGGGUGCACAAAUACAAGGACGACCCCACCAGCAACUUCACCGUCGUGUUCAUGGCAGAGAGGUCCCUGGAGGACGAGAUCAACCGGACGACGGCCGAGGAUCUGCCCAUCUUCGCCAUCAGCUAUGCGGUCAUCUUCGCCUACAUCGCCCUCGCGCUCGGCGAGUAUUCGAGCUGGAAGAGAGUCCUGAUCGACUCCAAGGUCACGCUGGGCCUGGGCGGCAUCUUCGUGGUGCUGGCCUCGGUGGCCGCCGCCAUGGGCGUCUUCGCCUACGCCGGGGUGCCCUCAUCGCUCGUCAUCCUUGAGGUGGUGCCCUUCCUCAUCCUCGCCGUGGGCGCCGACAACAUCUUCAUCUUCGUCCUCGAGCUGCAGAGGGACGAGCUCAGGAAGGGCGAGAAGCGGGAGGAGCAGAUUGGCCGUGUGCUCGGUGAGGUGGCUCCCAGCAUGCUGCUCUGCAGCGUCUCCGAGUCCGUCUGCUUCUUCCUGGGCACGCUCACCGAGAUGCCGGCGGUACGCACCUUCGCCCUGUCCGCCGGCCUCGCCGUCGUCUUCAACUUCUGCUUGCAGAUGUCCAUGUUCGUGUCCCUGGUGGCGCUCGACUCACGGCGGAGAGACGCCAACCGCAUGGACAUCUGCUGCUGCGUGCGGCCCAGCAACGUGAAGGCACCUGAGCGCAACGAGGGAUUCCUGCUGCCCUUCAUGCGGCGAUACUACUCCCGCUUCCUGCUGCACCGCGUCACCCGCGCCGUCGUGAUGAUCGUCUUCAUCUUCAUGUUCAGCGCGUCGCUCUUCCUGAUGUUCCACGUUAAGGUCGGGCUGGACCAGCGUCUCGCUCUGCCAAAGGACUCGUACGCGCUGGACUACCUCAACGGCCUCUACGAGUAUCUGGAGGUGGGACUGCCCACCUACUUCGUGACGACGGGCGGCUACAACUUCUCGAGCGAGGAGGGCACCAACGCCGUCUGCGGCAGCGCCGGCUGCAACAACGACUCCAUGAUGCAGAAGAUCCAGAUGGCUUGCGAGUACCCGGAACACUCCUAUUUGGCGAUCUCGGCGUCGUCUUGGGUGGACGACUUCGUCGACUGGCUCAACCCGUACUCCUCCUGCUGCCGCCUCUACAGCAUGGGGCACCCGCAGGCCGGCCAGUUCUGCAACUCGACCGUCGACACCCCGCUGGCGUGCAUCAGGAAGUGCAUGCCGGUGUCUCAGGUGCGCCCCAACGUGCAGCAGUUUGAGCACUAUCUGCCCAUCUUCCUCAAGGACGUGCCAACGCUCAAGUGCGCCAAGGGCGGCCUUGGCGCCUACGGCAAUGCGGUGAAGAUGAACGAAGCCGGAGAGAUCAUAGCGUCACGAUUCAUGGCGUACCACGUUCCCAUGACGACGUCCCCCGAGUACACCGCGGGGCUGCUGCGGGCGCGGGAGCUCGCCGACUCCAUCACCCGCAGCAUGCGCGCGGUGCCGGGCACGCACCCGGACUUCACCGUCUUCCCCUACACCAUCACGUACGUGUUCUACGAGCAGUACGAGACGAUGGUGCGCGACGGCGCCGUGAACCUCGCCGUGUGCCUGGUGCCCACCUUCGUCGUGUGCUGCGUUGUGCUGGGCCUCGACAUCCUGUCGGGCGCCAUCAACCUCUUCGUCAUCGUCAUGAUCGUCAUCGACACGCUGGGUGUCAUGACCCUCUUCUCCAUCGAGUUCAACGCCAUCUCGCUCAUCAACCUCGUCGCGGCCGUGGGCAUCUCGGUAGAGUUUGUGUCUCACAUCACGCGCGCCUUCGCCGUCAGCGUGCGGCCUACCAAGGUGGCGCGCGCCCGGGAGGCCAUCACCACCAUGGGCAGCGCGGUGCUGGCCGGGGUGGCGAUGACGAACCUCCCCGGGAUCAUCAUCCUCGCCUUCGCCAAGGCCCAGCUGGUGCAGGUCUUCUUCUUCCAGCUGAACCUCGCCAUCACGCUCCUGGGAGCCGUGCAUGGGCUCAUCUUCCUGCCCGUUGUGCUCAGCUACUUCGGUCCCAGGAUCAACAAAGCGACGCUGCUGAAGCUGCAGACGCAGAGGGCCCAGAAAGGAGACCACGAAUUCUCUCCCCGCGAGUGCGACACCGAGAGCAGCAAACACAGCGAGCGCGACGCCGGGAGCCACGCCGGGAGCCACGCCGGGAGCCACGCCGGGAGCCACGCCAAGAGCCACGCCAAGAGCCACGCCGACAGCUCGCCAGGAUCGACGCGCAAGUCGGAGCCCUCCUCCCCCGCGGGGUCGACGCGCAAGGCCAACGGGAGCGCCGUGACGAAUCCCGAGCCCCUGUACGAGGUGGUGGACAACUCCGCCUUGUGAUGGCGCAGAACGCUCCCGCGAGAGUCGCCGGUGCUGUCGGAGCGUCGGUCGUCCUUCACCGGGAACGUCGCGAGGGGACGCGGCGGAGACCCGGGGGGGUGGGGGGGGGGGGGGGGGGCGGAGGUCGCGGUCGGCGCCAGCCGCGUUGGCCGUGAGCUCUUCGCUUGCUGCACAGAGUAGUCGCCCGCUCUCACGGUCCACCCGGCGCCCACGUGCGCGCCGCUUUUGUCGCUCCGUCUCCCGCGGUCGGACGUCCCGUCCGCGUGGCGAUGAUGCUCCGUCACAAGCCACACGCGCUCCCGAGCGGUCAGUGUGACGUCAGGACCGUGCGAUGUUCACUAAUCCGUGUGUCCCCAUUCCUACCAUAUCUGAGAUUUCAUAAUUAAUUACGUUGUUUUAACAGUGGAGAUUUUAUCCCCAUAGCCCCUCCCCCCUUGGCCCCCAUAGGUCUUCCCCCUUGGCCCCCAAAGACCCUACCUCUUA